Molecule: messenger RNA, 1680 nt
Organism: Siniperca chuatsi (mandarin fish)
Lineage: Eukaryota; Metazoa; Chordata; Actinopteri; Centrarchiformes; Sinipercidae
Product: keratin, type I cytoskeletal 18-like
Exons: 8
Coding region: 132-1427 (431 amino acids)
Molecular function (GO): structural molecule activity
Source: RefSeq, a predicted model, not a curated record
GGCAUCGCUGGGGGCGGAUUCAUGCGUAAAACCAGGUAUAAAACUUACCUGAAUCUGUCCCAUCCAUCAAGUGACUCCAGUCUGAAACGCUCUCUUUGUCAUUGUCAGCGCUCUCACAUCCAGCCGCGAUCAUGUCUUCAAACAAGGCCGUCAGCAUGUUUGGUGGAGCCGGAGGAAGAGGCUCCAGGGCGUCCGUUUCGAGCCUGGAGGGGCUGCGUAACGUGCUGAGCAACGAGCCGAAACGAGACUCCGCUCCGAGUCCCGCCGCUCCUGCCGCACCCCCUGCUUCUGCCGCUCCUGCCGCUCCUGCCGCCCCGGCGGACGACAAGCAGACACUGCGGGGUCUGAACGACCGGCUGUCCGGCUACCUGGACACGGUGAGGCAGCUGGAGAAGGAAAACGGCGAUAUGGAGAGACAGAUCGAAGAGAUUUUGGCCAAGAGGAAAGCACCUGAGGGACGCGACUGGGAUGAGGUUGAGAAACCCCUGGUUGACCUCAAGAAGCAGAUCAAAGACAUCACCAAGGACAACGCCAAGCUGAUGCUCCAGAAUGACAACACCAAGCUGGCCAAUGAUGACUUCAAGAACAAGCUGGAUGAUGAGAAAAAGGCAUGUAAGGAAUUAGAAAAAGACCUGGAUGAUCUGAAGAAGACCAUUGAGAAUACCAAGCUGAACCGCGAGCAGAUACAGAAAGAGAUCGAUUUGGUGAACGAGGAGCUUGCUCGCCUUGAGCAGGAACACAAAGGGGAGGUGGAUGACCUGCGUGAGAAGAUCAAGGACUCCGAGGUGAAGGUGGAGAUCGAUUCCCAGAAGUCCAACCUGGCCGAGAUUCUCGACAAGAUCCGCAGCCAGUACGAUAAACUAGCCCAGAAGAACCUGAAGGAGACAGAGGAGUGGUACCAGAGCAAGUUUGACAACAUCAAGGUGGUGGAGGCCAAAAACAGCGAGGUCUGGAACUCUGGAAAGACAGAGCUGAAGAAUCUGCUCAAACAGAGGCAAACUAUAGAUAUUAAGAUCCAUAGUCUGCAAAGCACGAUCCAGAAUCUUGAGGAAACCCUGAGGAGCACCAAAGUGGAGUACGAUCAACGUCUGGGCCCCCCCAACCAGAUGAUACGAAGCCUGGAGGCGGAGCUGAAGGAGGUGAGGUCUCAGGUGGAGCGCCACUUAGAAAACAACAAGAAUCUGCUGUGUGUAAAGAUGAAGCUGGAGGCAGAAAUCUCUAACUACCAGCAACUGCUUCAAGGCAUGACCGGUGAUACUGAAAGCUUGGAGUUUUCUUUAGAGGAUGUGGUGGACAGCGACCAGCAAAAGCCUGAUGAUAAGAUGCCCGAACAGCAGGAAGAAGUGAAAGAAGAAACCCUUGUGAAGCAAGAAAGUGCCCCCUCUAACAAAUCCACUGCUGUAGCAGAUAAACCCCCUGAAAUGUGAAAGGAGAGGGGUCAUCCUCUUCUUCUUCUUCCUCCUCCUCCUCCUCCUCAGAGAAUGAAGAUGAAAAGCCCAAAAAUGAGGGUGAAGUGGCCAAAGCCUGAUCUAGCUUUUUCUGCUCUGUUGUUUUUCUGUCACUCUGCCAAGUAUCAUAUCAAACUGUUUCCUACUGUUGCUGCCAAACCUGCAAAGCUACUAUGAGGUUGUUAUGGUGUAUCUUUUCAGAUGUCAGUAAAUAAAUACCUUUAAAUCAAAA